GGUUCUAUUUAGCUCCAAUUUAAAUUACACUGAGCUUCUGCUAUACUUUAUUAUAUCUUGUUGUUUUUAUUGAUUAUACUUGUCUUCUUGGUCUGGAAAUUCACUACUUUGCUUUCAUGAAACACUCGGCUUCAACCUUUUCAAGUGUGAUAAAUCUUCUAAACACUAUUGUUGGUAGUGGUCUAUUGGCCAUGCCAUUUGCUAUAAAGCAAAAUGGUAUAUUAUUGGGUGUGUUGAUAAUAUUGUUUUCUGCAUUCACUGCUUCCUUUGGGCUCUAUUUACAAGGCAAAUGUUCCUUGAUUUGUUUUGAUAAUGGCCAUAACACUUCCUCUUUUUUCACGUUGUCUCAAUUCACAUAUCCUUCAUUGUCCAUUUUUUUUGAUCUCGCUAUAGCUGUCAAAUGUUUAGGUGUUGGAACGAGUUAUCUUAUUAUAAUUGGUGAUUUAAUGCCCAAAAUUUCUCAGGAUUUGCUAACCGAACAAUUCUUGGACACAUAUCCCUUUUUGGUGGACAGAAAAUUUUGGAUAUCGGUUUUCAUGAUAGCUAUCAUUAUUCCUUUGUCGUUUUUAAGAAGUUUGGAUUCUCUCAAGUAUUCUUCAAUGGUUGCUUUAUUGUCUAUAGCAUACUUGGCUAUACUAGUUUUACUUCAUUUUUUUAGAAAUGAUUUGGAUGGUAGCUUGAAAGGCGACAUAUCAAUCAUUAAACCAAAGGGUUUCACUUCGACUUUAUCAAGUUUUCCAAUUGUUGUGUUUGCCUAUACAUGUCAUCAAAACAUGUUUUCAAUCAUAAACGAAUUACCCUCAAAGAAAAUGUCCAUAAUUACAAGAAUAAUAGCAAUCUCAAUUGGUAUUGCAAUGCUGUUAUACAUUUCUGUGGGUUUAACUGGUUACUUAACAUUUGGCGAUUUAGUUUCUGGUAAUAUCAUAGUGAUGUAUCCCAAAUCAAUUUCAACAACGUUUGGAAGAUUUGCAAUUGUUAUUCUAGUCAUGUUAUCUUAUCCAUUACAAUGUCAUCCAUGCAGAAUGUCAACUAAUCAUAUCUUACAUUAUAUUCAAACAAGAAAAAUUGAAUAUAAUUCCUUAACAAGAUCAACUUCUUUUGCUUCUUCAGUUUUCAGCAAAUUUAAUCAAAAAUUCAGAACAUACUCAACGUUUUCAUUUAAUGGGAAUAACACCAACAAUAACACUGGCACCGCUAAUAAUAUUCCUGGAAGCUUGGCCACUUAUAGGGAGACAUUGUUGUCUCAAAGACACCAACCUUUUUAUAAUCCAAUGAAUGAAUCUGCUGUAUCUGACGAUGCUUCAUCUCAAUUCACCGAUAAUUCAUCUGGUAUAUUUAUUCGUGCUGGUUCUCAUUCUCAUCUGAUUUAUAAUAAUUUUACAGCAAAUUAUAAUAGCAUAAAUCCAAGUGGAAAUGGAAAUGAUAACGAUACUGCUAGUAAUAUUGCUGCUCCCUCAAUCCACAGUUUAAACCCUCCACAAAAUAAUGUUACUAUUAGUUUGCCAACAAGAAAAUUUGUUAUUAUAACCACCUCAAUUUUAAUUGUUUCAUUUAUAAUUUCCAUAUCUGUUACAUCAUUAGAAAAAGUCCUAGCAUUUGUUGGUUCAACUGGCUCAACAACAAUUUCCUUUAUAUUGCCUGGAAUUUUCGGCUUUAAAUUAAUUGGAAAUAAACAAUUUUUGAAUACAACAGACAACGAUAUCAAUCAAAAUAUUAUAAUUAAUGAUAAGCAAUCUAAAAAAGAUCAAAUAAUUAAAUAUGCUGCAUUAUUUUUAUCCAUUUGGGGUAUAAUUGUGAUGAUAGUUUGUCUAACAUCUUUGAUAUUCUUAAAAAAAUAAACUAUGUAGUGUUUAUAUAUACAAUGCAUUAAAUUUAAAAUUUAAUAUAAGAGUUCUUCCUUAUUUUUACUGUGCUAUUUUUUUUUUAUAU
This is a messenger RNA of Ascoidea rubescens DSM 1968, 1929 nucleotides long. RefSeq lists its product as uncharacterized. NCBI's taxonomy places the organism in Eukaryota, Fungi, Ascomycota, Saccharomycetes, Ascoideales, Ascoideaceae. The record is from RefSeq and is a predicted model, not a curated record. Gene Ontology annotation, biological process: amino acid transmembrane transport. Bases 447 to 1838 code for a protein of 463 amino acids. Gene Ontology annotation, cellular component: fungal-type vacuole membrane. The transcript has a single exon. Gene Ontology annotation, molecular function: L-serine transmembrane transporter activity; L-tyrosine transmembrane transporter activity; L-glutamate transmembrane transporter activity.